Leptinotarsa decemlineata (Colorado potato beetle) is the source of this 774-nucleotide messenger RNA. RefSeq lists its product as uncharacterized. NCBI's taxonomy places the organism in Eukaryota, Metazoa, Arthropoda, Insecta, Coleoptera, Chrysomelidae. The record is from RefSeq and is a predicted model, not a curated record.
CAGAACGCACCUACAUAUGUGACAGCAAGAAAGUUUUUGGCGGAUGUUUGAAAUUGAAAGUUAACUAAAUAAAAUAAUUGCGAAGUUUCAAAAUGCCUCCUUUCAUUUUGGAGGCACAAGUUUUCAGGCCAUUGGACUAUCGUAGAAAAACUACACUGCAUUGCAAAAGAGUUUACUCCCCUAUUGUGAAAGUAUCAGAUUGGGAAAACGAUCAGAUUUCACAGCCUAUUGAUAAUAAUCCCUAUUGUCCAGAAGGCAUCAAUUUGCACUGCUCUCACUAUAAACAUUUUGGUACAAAUUACGAUGUUCAAUGGAGUACCACCACCGGAGAUAUGUUGAGAGAAGUGCUAACGAAACGACCAGAUUUGGAAAUGAAUCCGAACCCCCCUUUAGUAAAUAUUUAUACGUCAAUGAAGGAAACUUGUAAUGACGUACAGCCUAUAUGCCGUUCAACGGAGACAGAAAAAUUUUCAACAACAAUGCAACACAGCUAUCAGCCGCCAUAUCCUUAUAAAUUGAAAAGGUUAGCCAUGCCAAAAAUACCUCACCUUUUAAACAGACGUUUGAAGAGCAAUGGCUCAUGCAAGUUCAUGGACGACGAUUAUAACCUCCAAACCAGAAGGUUACAAACCAACAAAUCCUCCAGAUUCCUAUCCUAUAAUCCUUGUACUGGAAAUUAUACCAAUGAAGUGUUGGAUUACACUCAGGAGGGUAGUAAAUGUGUCGAUAUAAAAAAAUAUUUGUAAUAUGGUAAUACAGAUAAUCUAUUGGGUA